Anoplopoma fimbria (sablefish) is the source of this 3391-nucleotide messenger RNA. It is a transcript of the gene zdhhc21, whose product is annotated as zinc finger DHHC-type palmitoyltransferase 21. Gene Ontology annotation, cellular component: endoplasmic reticulum; Golgi apparatus. The record is from RefSeq and is a predicted model, not a curated record. The transcript is spliced from 8 exons. Gene Ontology annotation, molecular function: protein-cysteine S-palmitoyltransferase activity. Bases 94 to 891 code for a protein of 265 amino acids. Gene Ontology annotation, biological process: protein targeting to membrane; peptidyl-L-cysteine S-palmitoylation. Lineage: Eukaryota; Metazoa; Chordata; Actinopteri; Perciformes; Anoplopomatidae.
AGCCCACAGAGGCUCGGAUGAGGAAGUAGCCACACUGAUACGUGCGCUGAGAAGGACAGCAACAAAAAAGUUUACCCCGGAGUCCCAGCAGCCAUGAAGCUUCGCCUGCACUUUGUGGUAGACCCCAUGGGCUGGCUGUGUAUCAGCAUGGUGUUUGGGAUCUGGCUCUACAACACUUUCUUUAUUCCUAAACUGGUUCUACUUCCACACUACAAUGAGGGACACAUCCCCUGGGCUAUAGUAGUUUGUUAUUACAUCGCAUCAACCCUCUGCAUAGCGGCCCUAUUCAGAGCUUCCACAGCAGAUCCCGGCCGUCUUCCUGUGGACCCCCACAUACCUCACGCAGAGCGAGAACACUGGGAGUUGUGCAAUAAGUGCAACUUAAUGAGACCCAAAAGGUCCCACCACUGCAGUCGUUGUGGCCAUUGUGUACGCAGAAUGGACCAUCACUGUCCUUGGAUCAAUAACUGUGUGGGAGAAGACAACCACUGGCUCUUCCUGCAGCUCUGUUUCUACGCUCAGGUCCUCAGUUUGUUCACCCUGGUGCUGGACUUCUGCCAGUACUAUUACUUUCAGCCACUUACAGGGCAAGACCAGGAGAAGUUUACAACACGCCAUGAACUGGCUCUGCUGCGAGUCUCAGCGCUAAUGGGUUUGGUCAUGUUUGGUGGCAUGACCAGCUUGUUUUACACUCAGUUGACAGGCAUCCUCUCUGAUACUACCACCAUCGAGAAAAUGGCUCAGUUCUCAAAUGAAAUAUAUGGCUCAAAGAAAUCAUGGCAGUGGGCGCUAGCUGAAGUUUGCGGCACUCGCUGGAAACUCCUGUGGCUCGUCCCGCUCCGAAGCAGACAGCCGAUCCAAGCCAGCCACCACUUCCGCACCCAUGUGUAGGCCGAUAGCACUACAGUUACCUCCUGUCUGCCUAGAUACUAGUGGGCUGCCAUGAUGAAACAAUCGAUAUACACUUUGGAAUCCAUCUGCUGGCCUUCACCGUCCUCUUUUAUACUAUGAGAGCUGGGCAGCAGUCUUGGUUUCCGGAAACCGUAAGCUUUUUUUUGUUGCCUUUCUCUACAAGGACCAGACUGUCAGUAAACAGGGUCAAGAAACACCUAUGGGAGUGAUGGGAAAAUGUUGCUUUUUUUUUUACUCACUGUGACUGCUACUUUCAGCUUUGGAAACCACCUUAAAUGGCUAAUUGCAUCAGAAGGAUGGAAGUCUUCACCUGAAAGCAGCUGGCAAAAGGGACCCCUCUCAGGUUACUUUAACAAAGAGCCUUUACUACUGACCUUUAAUCAGCUACAGGCAGAACAGUGUGUCUAUUAGGAAGGCAUUUUUUUGUAUAAGGUUUGUGCCUUUUUUUCUUUUACUGUAACUAUGUCAGUUUUAUUUGUCAUGCAUGUGCAGUGUAUUUGUUUUUAUGUUUUUCUGGCUGGUGAUUUUCCAGCUUUGAAACUUCUGGUGAAGGGAUCUGGGCGUCAAAUGCAUUCCUUAUCAUUUGAUGAUUUAUGAAUGUUUUCUUGCAUUGUUCUAUGAACGUUUUAUCUAUGGAGUGAUGUUUUAUGAAGCAUGGCCACGGAACAAAGUUCGUAACUUGAAUACUGAUACGUGACACUUUUAUGACACAUGACCAGCCGGGUAUGAAGAUGUGUAAUAGCAAGCAGACAGUAUCACUUCACCAUGCUAUGGUAAAUGUCCAAAAUUAGACACAAGUUUGUACUAUCAAUCUCAGUACAUAUAUAUGUCGUAGACAAACCUGCUGUAUAAUCAAGUUGUUUCUUUGAGUAUAACAAACAUUCCUCUGCAAAUUAAUAUCAUGACCUGAUCAUAGAAAUCCUUAUUGAAAGGGUUUGAGUGUCAUAUACUAUCAAACAUAAAGAUUAAGAUUAAAUGACUGUUUAUAUUAAAAGAACGGUUUGACAUUUUGGGAUUUAUACACGUAUUUGCUUUCUUGCAAAGAGUAAGAUGAGAAGGUCAAUACUCUCAUGCCAGAAAGUGGUAUCGAGUUAAUCAUUUAACUCAAGCAGAUACUCCGAAAUAUGUAACUGUUCCUUUAAAUUGGUCUGUUUAGCUUGUCAGCUCUGUCAACCAUAGCACUUAUAAUGCAAUAGCACACAUUACUUUUGAACACGUUAAUUGUGAUUUUAGUGCUGUAGCUGUCAUAGUUAGGUCUUCAAUGUGUCUGAACAAAUGGAUUCAUAAAUGCAUAUCUUUAUCAGUAAUACAAAAGCUAGUCAACACUUGACACAACACUGAUUUAUUUAUGAUGGUUUGCUGUUAUGCUAUUGUACUGUUCAGAGAUUUUAUUGAAUUCUUGAACAGGAUACUUAAGUAGAAGAUAAUUUAGUGCUCAUAAUACUGGCAUAGCAUGGUUGUCAGUGUCUUUAAUACUCGGGAAUCACAUAGAGAAACCUGUAUGUAAACAAAGCUUGCCAUAUGUGGGAAAUAUAAAAAUAUCCAAGUAGUUUUAAGUGCCUUUUCUAGGUCUUCUUUUUACUCUCACAGUACAUCGUCAUCACGUCGGUCUCCAUAAAAGCCAAAGACCUGGAGAAAUGUUGCAAUAGUCAGCGAGCGAUCACUAAAUGCAUGUUUCACCAAAUUUGUGAUGGUAGCGGUUUUAUUAUGCACUGAUUUCCACACUAGCGCACAGUCUGUUUUUCUGCAUCAAUGGUACUCUUGAAAGAAAGUCUUCACUAAAAGUUGUUGUGUUUUAUGUGUAAAUUAUGUUUUAUUCAUAUCUUAAAUCUGAUUGUUGGCAUUUGCAUGAGUGUGUGUUGAUAACUUUGCUCAGUGGUUUUUAUAACUCAGAUUCAGGUUCUUGGAUGCUUUUUUGGAUGAUUACAUUUUUUUGUCUGUUUUUUUAUUUGGUGGUUGGAUAAUGAGUGGGCAAAUGUGUGUGCUGGCAUUAAAUGAGGGAGUACUGAUAAAUUACAUUCAGUUUCUUUUACGAAUAUUUUUUGAAAGCAAUAAGCAUUGUGUAUAAGUAAAGCCAUCUGUAUUGUUACAACAGUAGUGAAAAUAUUAUAUAUAUUGUGAAGUAUGUAAACUGGGUAGAAGAGUUAUUAUUACUCACUAUCCAGGGAUUACCAGACUUAAACAUGCGUCUAUACUUCAGUAACCUAAGCCAAGUUUAUCACUACUGUAGCUGCUGUGUAUAGUUUUACAUUAUAUCCUUAAUAAACAGCAUGUCAGCCUCAACACCUGAUGUUGCUACAAAUAAAAAAAUACACAUGCUUGAGUUAAUUGAUUUGAAUCCAGACUUUUGGAGGGGCUGUGCACUGCUCACUCUCUUCCCCUCACAGCUGUUAACUGGCGUCCCACAGGGCUCUCGGUUUGGAUCACUGUAGUUUUGUUCAAAUUGUUCAUUUGCUGUUUUCAGAAUGGGUUUCCAUUU